AUGCCUAGCCCGGAGCAUCGGCGUCUCAGAAGGGACUCGGGUUGGCUGGCUAUGAAGGACGCCGCUGCCGAGGGCGAGUGCGGGAGACCCGGGCAGGACCUGUUGGCUUUCUUACAGGAAGAGAAAAGGUACCGGAUCAACCACCUAACAGCCGAGGAAUCUGAGAGGGAAGCCUUCUCUCUCUUCUCUGCCGCUGUGCGGGAAAGUCACGAAAAAGAGAGAACGAGAGCUGAGAAGACAAAGAACUGGUCCAUUAUUGGCUCCGUGUUGGGGGCCGUGAUUGGGGUCCUGGGCUCCACUUACAUCAACCGAGUUAGGUUGCAAGAAUUAAAAGCCUUAGUUUUCGAGGCCCAGAAGGGCCCUGCGAACCUUCAGGAAGCCAUCCGGGAUCAAGCCACCUCCUAUCACUCCCAAAAACAGGAUCUCGGUGACCUCAUUGCCAGUCUGAAGAACAUCCUGCAACUUGCAACGGUGACGACGUCGCAGGAAGGGGAAGGGGCUUCCUUGGCCAAAGACAGAUCGAGCGCCUCACUAAAAAUAGACCCUGUCUUGGUUUCUGUGAGGGAGCAGCUGGCCUACUCUAAACAAAUCAGCUUGUUCCUCGGCAGCUUGCAGGAGCAGCUUUGUGAUUUGGAAAAAAAAUUAGGGCAGAUGGUCCGUGAAGUACAGAACAUUAAAGUCGUACCUCAGUCCGUACCUGAGGAAAGGGGAUUGCUUAGCUUUCCCUCAGAGGCCAAAAGCCAGCCUUUAGAGGCAGAAGAGGUGGUUCUCGAAUUGUGCAACACCGAAAAGAGGUUGGAAGCCCAAAUGAGGAAGAACUCCAUCUACAGUACAGCCUUCACCUGUACCCUGCUGGCUGUCAGCUUCCCCAUUCUCUAUAUAAUGCUGAAGGGAAAUUAGACCGCAGUUUAGCCCGUUUUCCUCAAAAGUCUUUAAAACAUAAUAAAAGGGUGUACCUUGAACAUAAAUGCUGCCUCAAAGUCAUUUUGCAGAAGCGCCUGGUGGUUGAGGGCCCAAGUCAGGACAUACCGUAUUUUUCAGAGUAUAAAACGUACUUUUCCCCUCCCUAAAAGAGAGUGAAAAUUUGGGUGCUUCUUAUACACCGAAUAUAGCCAAAAACGCAAGGCACAGAGGAGGCGAUGGUGUGUGGCAAUCCCUGCGGCCUGGAGUAGCUGAUUGGAGGUAUUCCGGGAGACUGGUCCACCCUCCAAUCAGCUGCUCAUGCUGAAUCAGGUUUCAAUAAUGUGCUGAAACUGACCUGGCCGUUCGCUAUUUGCUGCAAGGACGUGUCAGAGUUCGCAGCAGCAAUCACAUUCAGAAAGCACUCACAAGCAACUGAUUCAGCAGGAUUCAGUAACUUCUCUUUAUAUAUAUAUUAAUAACACAUUAAGCAAAUAUACAAUCCCAAAAGCAGGUUUUGCAAGUGGUAGUUCAGCGGAGAAGUUUCACUUUCAGUUUUAGUUUCAGAUAUCAGCACAGCAUGCAGCUUUAGUACAGAACAAGCCACGGCCAGGCUCCUUCUGCCUCCUUCCUUGUUGCUAACACAGCAAAUACUGUUUGUUUCCAAACAGCCC
Messenger RNA from Thamnophis sirtalis, 1574 nucleotides. The record is from RefSeq and is a predicted model, not a curated record. Lineage: Eukaryota; Metazoa; Chordata; Lepidosauria; Squamata; Natricidae.